Molecule: messenger RNA, 1605 nt
Organism: Terrapene triunguis (Three-toed box turtle)
Lineage: Eukaryota; Metazoa; Chordata; Testudines; Emydidae
Product: sulfotransferase family cytosolic 2B member 1-like
Exons: 7
Coding region: 201-1064 (287 amino acids)
Biological process (GO): sulfation
Cellular component (GO): cytoplasm
Molecular function (GO): sulfotransferase activity
Source: RefSeq, a predicted model, not a curated record
UUCGUACCCACAUCUCCAAGAGCUGUGCCAGGCCAGGGUUUGGGGUGCUGCAGAGAGAGCUUCUGUUCUGGCCUCUCUUCUCUGGCAGAGGUCGAUCCCCGGAGCUCCCACGGACCUCACACUCUGACUGCUGCCUCCCAUACCCCCAGGCAGAGCCAUCUGGGCAGGGCUGGUCAUCUCAGGCACUGUGAGGCCAGGCAAUGGCAGUGGAGUACGUCACAUACCAGGGCAUCAAGUUCCCCCCUGCGUAUAACUCUGAGCAGAGCCUGCACUUUGCCCACAAGGAGUUCCAGGUGCAGGACGAUGAUGUCUUCAACGUCACCUACCCCAAAUCAGGCACAGUGUGGAUGAUCGAGAUCUUGAGCCUGAUUCGCAGCGGCGGGGACCCAGCCUGGAACCGAACCGUCCUCAACUCCAACCGCGUGCCCUGGUUCACUACCCGUCUGGGGCUGGAGUCUGCACUGAGCUACCCCCGACCCCGCCUGCUGACCUGCCACCUCCCCGUCCAGCUCUUCCCCACAUCCUUCUUUGGCUCCAGGGCCAAGGUGGUCUACACACUCCGCAAUCCCAAGGACGUCCUGGUCUCCUAUUUCUAUUUCUCCAAGAUGUGCAGCUCAUACAAGGACCCUGAGUCCUUCAAGCAGUUCCUGCAGGACUUUCUGAGCGGGGACGUGCCCCACGGGUCCUGGUUUGAUCAUGUCAGAGGCUGGAUGGAAAUGAAGGGCAAAGAGAAUUUCUUCUUCAUCACUUACGAAGAGCUGCAGCAGGACCUGAGGGGCAGCGUGCGGCAACUCUGCCAAUUCCUGGAGCAGGAGCUGGAUGAUGGAGCUAUCAACUCGGUGGUGGAGAAUGCAUCCUUCAGGGCCAUGAAAGAGAACAAGAUGUGCAACUCGACGCUGCUCCCCAGGGACAUUAUGGAUCAGGAGAAGGGCACGUUCCUGAGGAAGGGCAUUUGUGGGGACUGGAAGAACCAUUUCACGGUGGCACAGAGCGAGGCCUUCGACAGGAUCUACCAGGACCGGAUGGGGGGGCUGACGGAGGCGUUCCCAUGGGAUUCACACUAGGAAUGAACAGCAGGAGUAAAGCAGAGCAUGGAACCGCAGGGAGCUGGGCUGAGUUAGUAGGGACAACUGUCUGCCGUGGUUCACACAGACCAUGGGAGGGCGUGGCUCCAGCCUAGCGGGAUGGACCAUGCCAGGAGCAUUGCCUGGCAUGAGUGUCGUCUGCCAGCACUGCCUCCCACACCCCUUCAUCCCACUAGGCACCCAAGUCAGCUUGGCCCUAGCCUCCUGGGCCCCAUUGCAUAUCCGAAUGCCCCUGUGAACGUGUUCAGCUGUAGCCGCCAGCCACUGCAGCUUGCUCUGUCUGUGUCUUCUGGAUUAAAGAUCCCUCAGCCCUGUGAUAUCCCCCUGAACUUUCUCAGCAACCGGUACAUGCUCAGUCACGUUCUGGGGGUGAGGGGUUGUGUCACUGCCUGCCCUGUAACUCUGGGUGCCUUAAAUGCUCUGCUGCUGAGGCUCACAGUCUGGACACCCAUAGCCAGCAGAUAAAAUCAUAGAAUCAUAGAAGGUAUCAAGCGGAGUGCCUCAAGGGUUGGUCCUGGGG